AUGCCGCCUCGCGCAGCCCCUAGAGGUAGCGCACCUCGUGGCUCGGGUCCAGCGAUCAGAGGCAGUAGCAGUUCCAGGGGUGGCACGUCAUCGUAUUCACUGUCCACAACCACCAACAGACCGAAUAUCACGACUAUCGGUGUGCCACGGCCAAAUUAUGGGGCAGGUGGAACAAUUAGCAAUAUCCACGUCAAUUCGUUCAGGACCACCAUUCCUGAAGGUGUCAUUCACCACUACGAUGUGAUUUCGCCUUCGGAGAAGACCCUGCCUGCUCGUCUCAAUAUGGAUAUCAUUGAAAGCCUGCAAUUUAGAAUAGCCCCCGCUAUUUUCACUCCGCGAUGUGUGUAUGAUGGUCGAAAGAAUAUUUUUGCUGUUCGUGAGCUUCCCUUUGGUGAACGGGGCUACCAAGAUUUUGAUGUUACCUUGGGCGAUGGACGGCCUGACCCAAAUGGUCGUCCACCAAAAGUAUACAAGGUUCGGUUAACUAAAGUCGCGGAAAUAAAUCCAGAGCAUGUCUCUUUCACCAGACCUCUUAAUUAUCUUUUUAACAUCCUUAAUAGGGUCCUCAAGCGCUUCAUUCAUGGUGAACAGUCUCAUGACAACAGCGUUCUUACUGCUAUCACAGCUCUUAACGUAGUGAUCAGAAUGGCCCCAACAAUGGCGUACCCUUUCAAUGUGCGAUCUUUCUUCACGAGUCGUGAGACCAGGGAUAUCGGAUCUGGCAUAUCAUUAUGGCGUGGUUAUUUUCAGUCUGUUAGGCCUGGGAUUGGUCAAAUGCUCAUCAAUAUCGAUAUUUCCACCGCUACAAUGUACAAAGGCGGUCCACUACUAGUAGUGUGUUGCGAGUAUCUUGGAAAAACUAACCCCAACUUCUUGGCUCAACACACCUUAUCCGAACGCGAACGCUAUCGCCUUCACAAAUUCAUCCAGGGGGUCAGGGUAGUAACUAAUCAGCCAAUUGGCGCGCAUCCUGCUGCUGGUGGAAGAAACGAACCUACACCACGAGUUGUCAAGGGACUAUCCAUUAAAAGUGCCAGGAUGGAAUAUUUCACACUGCGUGACGGUCGAUCAUUAUCUGUCGCCGAUUAUUUUAAACAAACGAUGAACAGGCCACUCCAAUUUCCGGAUUGUCUUUGUGUGGAGGUCGGUUCGGGGGCUAAAAUUCCCAUGGAACUGUGCAAUAUUCCCCCGGGUCAAAUACUCAGGAAGCAGAUACCACCCGACAAGACUAAAGAUGUUCUUGACUUUGCCACCAAAAGACCAGCCGAUCGCCUAGCUAGCAUAAGGACUGGAUUAAGUGUUUUAGCCUAUGGACAAUCUGAAUAUGUGCGGCAAUUUGGUAUGCGAGUUGACGAAAGUGGACCUCUUAAAGUCCAAGCUAGGGUUUUAAAGCCCCCUAUUCUUCGUUAUGGUGUUGGUAGUAAAGCUCCUACCAUCGUAAGUGUUCUUGUUAAUUUACACGAAACGGAAUUGCUCAUCGUGAAAAUGAAGACACCUAAUAACGGUGCUUGGAACAUACCCGUUGGCCCGAUUGUUGCUUGGGGUAUGGUUGUUUUCGAACAUAGAUUCAAAGAGCAACAGAUUCAGGAUGUAGCGGAGGGUCUUUACAACGGUUGCGCCAAAGUUGGUAUUAGGUUGGAAGAAAUGGUAGUGUGUAAAUUCGCUUCUGGCCAACAACAAGUCCGAAAGACUCUCAUGGAAGCCGGCAAAGAAAUUUACGCGAAAUUGAAAGUUGCCCCUUCACUUCUUGUGGUCAUUCUCCCUGAAGGCGCUAAUGAUAUGUACACCGAGGUUAAAUAUUUUGGUGAUGUUGAGUGCACCAGGGCUAAGCCACAGUACUUUGCGAACGUGUGCCUAAAAAUCAAUGUGAAGCUCGGAGGCAUUAACACCAUUCCUGACCCAUCCUCGGUCUCGGUGCUGACUGAUCCCCACAUGCCAACCAUUGUAAUGGGUGCCGAUGUUAUCCAUCCAUCUCCAGGAUCAGUUGGGCGUCCUUCCUUUACCUCCCUUGUUGGAAAUGUUGACUCUGACACAGCCAAAUAUGUGGCUGAUUCUCGAGUUCAAACUUCUCGACAAGAAAUGAUAGCAGAUCUCUGCGAAAUGAGCAAGCAUGUUCUUGGCUUCUAUACUCGAUAUCGAGCGAGCGUCGAGAAAAAGCUUGGAACUACAUGCAACCCUAAGCGCAUUAUCUUCUACCGCGAUGGUGUUUCCGAAGGACAGUUCAAACAAGUUCUCGAUAUCGACGGUGGUGACAGGACUGGAAACUGUCUUGCUGGCACUGUUGUCGACCGCGAAAUCGCCCAUCCAACAGAAUUUGAUUUCUACCUUCAAAGCCAUGGUGGACUGCUUGGUACAAGUAGGCCUGCUCAUUACUCUGUCCUUUACGACGAAAAUAACUUUUCCGCCGAUGCACUUCAAUCACUUUCUUUUGCCCUGUGCCAUGUAUAUGCUCGAUCCACGCGAUCCGUUUCUAUCCCUGCUCCUGUAUAUUACGCAGAUAUUGUAUGCUCCAGAGCAAAGAACCAUUACGAUCCGAGUGAAGUAUGGGAGUCACUCGGAUCUGAAGACACUCCAUCCGGUGACGCGGGAGAAUCACUGGACAAAUUCCGCACUGGAUUUAAACCGCUGCACCAUAGGCAAGCAAGUUUGAUGUACUUUUCUUGA
Psilocybe cubensis is the source of this 2664-nucleotide messenger RNA. RefSeq lists its product as uncharacterized. Gene Ontology annotation, molecular function: RNA binding; protein binding. The record is from RefSeq and is a predicted model, not a curated record. The coding region runs from base 1 to 2664 and encodes 887 amino acids. Lineage: Eukaryota; Fungi; Basidiomycota; Agaricomycetes; Agaricales; Agrocybaceae. The transcript is spliced from 21 exons.